AUGCAGUUUGCUAGUAGCAGGGUUCUGGAGAAGCAUACCGGCGACCUGUAUCGCAUCACCCAAAAGACAAACGAAGCUGUGAGGCAGUACCUAGAUCGAUUCAACAAGGAGAUGAUCUCAGUCAAGAACCUGGAUGUUCCCACCGCUAUUGAAGCAUUCAGGAGAGGACUAACCUAUAAAUCCAGAUUGUAUUAUGAAUUGACCAGGUACCCAUGUGGCACAUUCGAGGAGGUUAGAGCCAGGCCUAUGGCUGAAAUCCGCGUCGAAGAGGACGAAGCGUCUAGGUACGGAAGUGAGCCCAGCUAUGAUCGAAAAUCCCUGAAUCAGAAGAAAAGUGAUUGGCGCCACCAGCCAUACCAAAAGCGCGAAAGCAACAAUGUAGCCAGCAAGGCCACAGGUAAACCUGCUAAUAAUGAUUACCCUUCUAUUGCUUCCUAUUGCUUUAAUGUGGAUGCAGGAGGCAUAGUAAACACACUCAAAAAGCUGGGGACAACCGUUAGAUGGCCACGCAAAAGCGACAGACCAGACAGCGAGAAGGAUACCACCAAGUGGUGCAGCUAUCAUGGUGACCAUGGUUAUCGGACGGAAGACUGCAACGCCCUCAAAAAGGAAGUAGCUUGGCUGCUCAAAAAGGGCUACCUCGAGCAUCUGAUGGGAAAGAAAGGGCAGCGAGAAGACAAAGCUGGCUCUAGCCAGCAGCAACCUCAACCACCACCUGAACCCCUACACGAUAAGGUAAUCAAUUUUAUCUCAGGUGGUUCAGAAAUAUGUGGACUAACAUACUCUGCAGCUAAGAGAUUCGCCCGAGAAGGCUCCAAAACCGCACCAAUCCCGCUGAGAAGCGCAGAAGAGAAAAAGCUCAGGAGUAUGACCAUUAGCUUCGACGAAGAUGAUGGGGAGAAGAGCUGCAAUCAAUGA
Messenger RNA from Beta vulgaris subsp. vulgaris (sugar beet), 918 nucleotides. RefSeq lists its product as uncharacterized. The record is from RefSeq and is a predicted model, not a curated record. NCBI's taxonomy places the organism in Eukaryota, Viridiplantae, Streptophyta, Magnoliopsida, Caryophyllales, Amaranthaceae. The transcript has a single exon. Bases 1 to 918 code for a protein of 305 amino acids.